Trypanosoma cruzi is the source of this 3171-nucleotide messenger RNA. RefSeq lists its product as uncharacterized. The transcript has a single exon. The record is from RefSeq and is a predicted model, not a curated record. Gene Ontology annotation, molecular function: protein binding. Lineage: Eukaryota; Euglenozoa; Kinetoplastea; Trypanosomatida; Trypanosomatidae. Bases 1 to 3171 code for a protein of 1056 amino acids.
AUGUCGACACCGUUGUCAAGGGAGGGGAAGAGGAGUGUGCACAAACCGACUGCCACCCGGGACAAGCUGACGGCGACGACUCCUCUCCGUAUGUCCCUGAGGCGGAAAGAGAUUCCGGAGGAAAAGGAACGAGGCCCCUUGCGGAUGAGCAAAUUAACCGCCAUUUGCCCUACGCGUAGCACAGUGAGCCGGCUCAGUGCGGUACCGUUAAUGAAUAAUAGACGACCUCCCUCAAGCAUUGGAUCAGCGACCGUCUCGACGACGCCAGUGGCGCGUCCUGCGGCAGGCAGUCGGUUGACAACGCGUCGCAGUACGGUAAAGAAGUCACCACGCGUUACACAGUCUCUUAGAGGCCAGUCUAGCGUCCAUGAUGACUCUCCGGAACCUGCUGCACCUAUUUCCUCGGUUGUUGCCGUAAAUACUAUGCCGUUGGUGACGUUUUCACCCUCUGUUGAUACUGGGCCGCGAAGCCUUGGCACCAAGACGCAAAGUAAAGCAGAUGUGGGACAGUACAAUGUCCCUUUUACCAUCAAGGGACCAUACGUGCGAGUGGCGGUGGUAAGAGCAAGUGCAUCUAUAUGGGCCGCGAAUGGGGAAACUGGUACCAUUGACGUUUACAGUAGCGUCUCCGGGUUGUUGUCGACGCGAAUUCCUGCACGUACCACGGCGAGUGGUGAAAUUAUUAAGCCAACGGCACUGAAAGAGACACCAACUCAUCUCUGGGUGGGCUACGAUGACGGAUCCGUUGUGGUGCAUGACCAUCUUUGCCUUGUGCCGCUAACAAUGGGAUGUUUCCAUAAGGCUCCUGUUAUAGCCUUUUGUGUUUUGUCUAAUGGUAUUACCGUCAGUGGCUCUUCUGACAUGGCGUUUGUUCGAUGGGACACGGAAGAGAAGAAUUUUGAAGCCAUCUCACGGAUAUUUGGUGUCUCAGAAUUGCAUCAAGGCUUAACAUGCAUGGCGGCAUUUGGCGCCAACAUUGUCUUGUGUGGUUCCAUGUCCGGUGCCAUUGUUGCGGUGGAUUGUGCCUCUGGACUGCAGAUUGCGACACUUCGUGGGCACGCCAAUCGUGUGAACGCGCUCACUUUGAUGGGGAAUCUUAUUUUCUCGGCUUCUGAAGAUGGUUACGUGAAUGUGUGGAAUGUGAAGGUAGAUGAAACGUUUCCGGAGGUAAUGCUGCAAAAGAACUUUUAUUUAUUGAAGUGUAUUCCUCUUCAGGUUGCCGUUCGCGACCUUGUCAUUCACGAGGGGUCCCGUAGUCUUUGGGUUGCCUACGCCGACGGGCUUGUGGAACGCUGGAGUGCAAACCCAGACGAUGACUUUGGCGUGGAACAAGUGGUGCGUGGGACGUUUGUUGACGUUGAUGAGUCGCAAGAGCAUCAGCAGCAGCGACAGGAAGUUAUUUCCCUGGACUGCAUCAGAAAUGUGGAUACAAUGCGGGUGCUGGCAUUGGGCAGCAAUGGCAUCAGUAAGGUGUGGUGCGGCCUCCGAAACACAGUGGAAGAAUCGCUUCAGCAGGCUAUAAAUGACAUGAACGCCAUCAUUACCCAAGACACCACCGAAGCUGCUGCAUGGGAGCAGAAGGCUCUCAUAUUAAGAGAAAAGGAGGUGCAACGUAAAGAAAAAUAUGGAGGUCUUUUGACUCGUCUUCAUGCACGACGUCUGCUUCUUGCCUACUACACGAAGUGGCGGGCGCGCAUUAAUUUCAACCGCCUGCGUGGCAGGCAGCAGGAGGAAAUCUGCCUCACUCUUGAGGAACGUCACCAAUUUCGGCUUGUGCGUCGCUAUUUCAGUAUAUGGUGCGAAUUUUAUGAUCGCGAGCAGCGACGCUUCAGAAGACAGCUCACCGCGGCUGCGCUGGAGCGACUAUCCCACCAGACGUGGGUCGUGCGGCUGCUCUUUAGGUGGCGAGGCGUGGUUUCGCGCCGCAAAGCACUGCGACGGCAGGGGGAAAUUGUCAAGGCCUUUGCUCGAGUUUCCAAUGGGUUGAUUUUAGGAAAAUUCUUUACUCGUUGGAAAUGUUAUGAUGCCAUGCGACGUGGUGUACUGCCGGAAGAAAAACUUGCACUUUUGGUUGGGAAGUCUCGACAGCGUGUUCUGCGACAGGCGUAUGAAGACUGGAAAAUGUCCUACGCAAGUCGAGGACAAAAUGCAGUGGGAGCCUCUGUGGCACCUGCUGCAACCGGUGCUGUGACUAAGAGUAGCAAUCGUGCAGCCUGUGCCGCAGGAUUUGCGGAGGCUUACGCAAAGGUGACAAUAGAGAGAGGGCGUCGCCGAGUGUUUUCUGCAUGGCGUCGGUGGCAUGAGUAUCGUUGCGGCAUUGUCUCGUUGCGAGCAUUGGCUAUCGUGAGGGAAAAACAAUGCCAACGAAAUAUUUUGUAUCGGGCGCUGCUCUUUUGGCAACUGUUUUGCAGGAAACGUCGUUUCGAGAAACUCUCGCAGGAUGUUGAGGAGGUGGAGAAGCGUCUUAGGCAUGCGGAGGAAACACAUGUUGAUAUCUUUGAUAAGCUACAGCUUCAGAAACGCCUGGAGCAGCUGCGCAGACAACAAGAAGAGGAUCAGCGGCUUUUACAUGAAGAGAUUACACGGACAGAAGAGCUCAACGCUGACCGCGAGGUGCUUCGUCGGCUUUUAGAUCGUUCCGGUUGCAUUGAUGAUGAUGCAACGGCGAGGGCAUCGAGUGCCCUUUUCAGUCCCGCUGUGCUGAAGCAGCUCCCCAUAGGAGAAGCCAUGGCGUUUGUUAUGGCGCGGAUGAAGGGCAUGGUACUGAACAUUUACACGGAUAUACAACUGUUUCGUCAGAUCAAAGACCGUUUGCGCUGCGGCACGACGGCAGCCGUUAUUUUCCUGGAGGGCUUUCAAGAAGUGAAGAGGCUCGUCGUGACUUUUUCAAAGAAGCAAUCUGUAAACGUGUGGCGCAGCGGGGAGCGAUGGCCUCUGACAGCUGAGAUUCUCGAAAACCUUCCGCUGCACCCUUGUGCCACCGUUGUGCAGGGUAUUAAGACAAUGGUGGUUGCGUACGACAUGGUCGGUGCGGCCGACAUUGAGACAGUGUCAGGGACACGGGCCGAGAUUGUGACCAAUGCAGACCUGCUGUUUAUGCUCUGGAGGGCCUGCUACACCGCCCGCAAGCCGCCACUUCCCGUAAACAACAGGGUCUCUUCGCGAUUUUAA